Molecule: messenger RNA, 1041 nt
Organism: Trichogramma pretiosum
Lineage: Eukaryota; Metazoa; Arthropoda; Insecta; Hymenoptera; Trichogrammatidae
Product: tRNA (guanine-N(7)-)-methyltransferase
Exons: 5
Coding region: 237-1025 (262 amino acids)
Biological process (GO): RNA (guanine-N7)-methylation; tRNA methylation
Cellular component (GO): tRNA methyltransferase complex
Molecular function (GO): tRNA (guanine(46)-N7)-methyltransferase activity
Source: RefSeq, a predicted model, not a curated record
GGUCGCCCUGCAUCGUGCUUUCAUUACAACCUCUAAUAAUUGUGUCGACGACAAUUCCAGUGUGAUUUGUCUGUUGUUUUCGUUUGAAUUUGUCAACAUUCGUUGGCGGCCAGCUGCUUCGUUGAGAAUAAUUAUCUGAUUGUGCUGUUUAACAGUGAGUUAUUCGUGGCCGCUGGAAGCCGGUAGUGGUGUUGGUUGUGUUUCUCGUGAUUAUUUUAUUUCUAUUAUAAUUCAAAAUGGAAACGAUGGAUACCACGGCGGUAUCGCUUCCUCAAAAGAAGUAUUAUCGGCAACGCGCCCAUUCCAAUCCGAUUGCAGAUCACUGCAUAGAGUACCCUAAUAAUCCUGAUGAAAUGGAUUGGACACCGUUGUAUCCAGAUUUCUGUGUCAAAGAUGCAGAGGAUGAUUCAAAACAGCUUACCAAACCUGUUGAAUUUGCAGAUAUUGGCUGUGGAUACGGUGGAUUGCUUGUAACUCUUUCUACCAUGUUUCCUGACAAUUUAAUGGUUGGUAUGGAAAUUCGUGUCAAAGUGUCAGACUAUGUUAUGGAUAGAAUUGCAUCUUUGCGCUUGCUGCAUCCUGGACAAUAUGGAAACAUAGCUUGCAUCAGAACGAAUGCUAUGAAAUAUUUGCCAAAUUAUUUCAAGAAAGGUCAAUUGAAGAAAAUGUUCUUCUUGUAUCCUGAUCCACACUUCAAGAAGGCUAAACACAAGUGGCGCAUUAUCAACCCAUGCCUUUUAGCUGAAUAUGCGUACAUCUUAGCAGAAGGCGCUAUUGUAUAUACAAUGACCGAUGUCAAAGACUUGCAUGAGUGGAUGGUAAAACACUUAACUGAACAUCCUCUUUUUGAAAGAAUUCCUGAUGACGAGUUGACUACUGAUCCAAUUGUAGAAAAGUUGUACGAAAGUACUGAAGAAGGUCAGAAAGUAACACGAAACAAGGGAGACAAAUUUUUAGCUGUAUUUCGACGGAUUCCGGAUACUUUUGUAAAUGAGCAUAACCAAAUCUACAAGUCUAUACAAUAGACAACCUCAAUUCCCA